AUGAAACACGUUGCAAGAAGCCAUCAUAUUCCAAACUCAACUUAUAUUUGGUCAUCAAGUAAUCCAAAAGUUGGAAAUACAUCCAUUGUUGAUGUCAAUUCUAAAGGUGUUAUUGGUAAAAAUAAUUUUGCUAGAUCUGUUGUCAAUGUUCAAGAACCAGACCAAAUUGUUUUUUCAUCAUCUCAAGUGGAGGUCGAAGUUGGUAAAAAAUUAGUACUCUCAACUAAAUUAUUAUCAAAGCAUUUACCAAAAGGAGUUUAUUUCGAAUCUUGCUCAAUUAAUAAUUUAGAAUGGAAAGUUAAAGAUGAUUCCAUUUUCAAAAUAUUACCACAUGAAAAGGUCGACCAACAAAAGAUAUCAAGUGACAUAUGUUCAUCUCGUGAAUUUUUGGCUCUAAAAGAAGGCUCAACUGUUAUUUCAGUUCAAUACAAUGGAAUGAGAGAAGAAAUUCGUAUUUUUGCUUCUCCACCAGCUGAUCAAAUAGAAUUUUUAUUAAGUUUAGGUUCAUCGGCCGAGGUUUCUUUCUGUGGUGGUAAAGAGACAUGGCUUUUACAAUCAAAGAUUUAUUCCAAAACUAUUUCAUCAGAUAAUAAAGAAAAAAACUCUCUCUCAAUCACUCCAGGUGAUAAUAAUUCAUUCAAAGUCACUUGUCAAAAACAAUCAAAUGAUCCACAAAAUGUUAUUGUAACUAUUAGAAACAAAAAGAGUAUUAGCAGCCCAUUACCAGAAGCCCGUUCAAUUAAAAUUCCAUUCUUUUGCCGUCAACCAUCAUAUGUUAAUAUUCAAUUUAUAAAAUUACCAACUGAAGAAGGUAAACAAAUUAUACAAUCAUCGAAUCCAAUACAUCAAGAUUCUAUUUUAUCAUUGAAAAAACAAAAACCAGGUGAAAUCACUAUUAUUAUGAAUUCUAUUGCUAAAUACGUAAAAGGUAGUACCAAUUAUCCAAUUAUAGUUGCAGGUUCCAUCUUUAUUGCCGCCUUUGCUAUUGGUCUUUAUGUAUAUAAAAAACAUAUGUUUAUUUAUAUAUCAAAUCUAAAUUUAUCACAAAUAUCAACCUCUUUAUUAGAAUCAUUCCGAUCUCCAUUUCCAUACUCUUUAGUAUCACCAAAUAGUUCACUAAAAUAA
Dictyostelium purpureum is the source of this 1125-nucleotide messenger RNA. RefSeq lists its product as uncharacterized. Lineage: Eukaryota; Evosea; Eumycetozoa; Dictyosteliales; Dictyosteliaceae. Bases 1 to 1125 code for a protein of 374 amino acids. The transcript is spliced from 3 exons. The record is from RefSeq and is a predicted model, not a curated record. Gene Ontology annotation, cellular component: nuclear pore.